Messenger RNA from Porites evermanni, 1080 nucleotides. Lineage: Eukaryota; Metazoa; Cnidaria; Anthozoa; Scleractinia; Poritidae. The record is from the annotation of a GenBank genome assembly.
AUGUACUCACAGCAAAGAGAAGUAUUUACAAGAGAAGAUCACGAGGUCUGCAGCCAAAAACAAUGGGCAUCCCUAGGUGCUUGGUUUUUGGGGCCCAAAGCAGAAAAUGGAGAAGUUUUUCGGGAAUUGCUGACGAAAGCUGUCGAUUCUCAUAUCGGAUUCCGUCACAGGUACUCAGUUCAAAGUAUUAUGGCAGGGGGUCACAUCUAAGGUGGUCAGGAUGCUUUCCCCAAACUAAAUAGGGCUAUAACAAGUCCUACUUCCUAUUUAUUUAUUUUUAUUUUUAAUUUAUUUAUAUCGUUACUUUAUUUAUUUAUCUAGUUUUUGCCGAAACCGUUGUCAGGUUUUUGUAACACAGGUUUUUGGAAUGUAGGAUAUUAAAGAAAUUUAUCUUUUUAACGCCGUUAAUUGUUUUAUACACAUCAGUAAACGCAGUCAGUGUCAGAAUAUAGACCAAUGUCGAUACAUUAAAAUUCACGCUCGGCUCCGAGGUCUAACGGGUUAAAACAAAAGAAAUCGCCUGGAGGUUCAGGGAUGAAUAAUACUUUUCUUUUUUUAUUCCCCGAAGCCUCGCAGCUAAGUAUGAAUUUAGUAAUAUAUCGAAAUUGGUGUAUUAGCCUUGUAUUCGUCAAAAAGAGCAAGGACAGUCCUAAAAAUAGUGCCAAUUAUAAUUUGUUCAAAAUAUUUUUCCUUUUCUGAUUGGCUUAAAUCUGCCGGUUAAUUCUUUAUAACUAGCUAAGGUUGGUCAAAUAGGGCAUUUCAGAGUUUUGCCAAGCACUUUUCAAAAAUACGGCAAGUGUAAAGGUUUUCAUGUAAAAAUAAUUGUUUAUUUUAUACAAAAAAAAAACAGCAACAAUAACUCAUUUUAAUAUAACCAUUCAUAUCCUGCUCAUCCUCAUCCAAUAAUUGUUCAUUUCAUUUAACAGUUACUUUCCCUGUGAUCCUCCUUAUGUAACAGAUGAGCUUCGGGAGGCAGGUUCCUUCAAGUAUGCCAUGGAGAAGUUGAAAUCUGAGAUGGACAAAUUGCAGAUGGAAUUAAAAAAUUCUGUUCCAUUUUUUAGUUCCAGAUACAAGGUAUAG